Molecule: messenger RNA, 404 nt
Organism: Annulohypoxylon maeteangense
Lineage: Eukaryota; Fungi; Ascomycota; Sordariomycetes; Xylariales; Hypoxylaceae
Product: RecF/RecN/SMC
Exons: 1
Coding region: 84-323 (79 amino acids)
Source: RefSeq, a predicted model, not a curated record
AUCCCUACUACACCCCUUUUUUAUGAGUACUAUAAUACUAAUUAUGACAAUGGAUUAGAUCGCUAGUGGCGCUCUCUCUCAUCAUGGCGUUGCUCCAAUUCAAACCAGCCCCCAUGUAUAUCCUAGACGAGGUCGACGCGGCGCUCGACCUGUCGCACACGCAGAACAUCGGUCGCCUCAUCAAGACGCGCUUCAAGGGCUCCCAGUUCAUCGUCGUCUCCCUCAAGGACGGCAUGUUCCAGAACGCCAACCGCAUCUUCCGCACCCGUUUCAGCGAGGGCACAAGUAUGGUGCAGGCCCUAACCGCCGCGGACUUCAAGUGAUCGGGCACCUACCUGUACCUAAUUUUACCUUACACGUCUAUAUUUCUUCCAACCUACCUCUCGCGGAAGGUAGACAAAUUC